Molecule: messenger RNA, 2618 nt
Organism: Durusdinium trenchii
Lineage: Eukaryota; Dinophyceae; Suessiales; Symbiodiniaceae
Source: the annotation of a GenBank genome assembly
AACGAAAGCUGCAUUCGCAAAGCUGCGCGACUCGCUGGCUGGCAGGCGCCUGUCUGCUUGGCGCCUGCCAGCCCUUGGGUUUUGGCCAGGCCUUAGAAGCGCUCAACAACUUCGAGACCUUUCCAGUGAAGCUGGUCUUCCAAGUUCCUAAGGUGGCCUCUGUUCACUUGCCCAGUGCAGCAGAUGCACAGCAGCUGGUGGCCAAGCUUAAGGAGAAGGAGCUGGUGCUUUUGCAGCCGAUGUCGUUGGGAGGCGUGGCCCUGCGGCGCGGGGCCAAGCUUCUCCUGAAGCGAGGCUUAAAGAUGAAAGGAGAGGUGAAAGAUGAGGUGAGCGAAGCGAAGACACGGCUCACUCAGCUCUCUGACUUUCCUGUGCAACUGGUCUUCGAGUUGCCAGAGGAAGAGACCGCAGAGGAGAAGCCCAACAUGGGUCUGGUGAAGUUGAAGGACCUCCCGGCGAUCGAUGGCUUUGCAAGCCAUGGCAUGUUUGCCAGAGAGGGUCGGACUCCAGAGCCCAGCAACUUCUCCUGCGGGAGGCGACCGGCCAAAGCAGCGGCGCUACCCAGUGCUUUGGUGGGCAUUUGGUCCGAUGUGGGCCGCCUCAUUGCCAGCUUCAGCCUUGACUUGCAGGAGCUUCUAGGGCAGCUGGUGCCCGCGCAGAUGGUCUCCGAGAUCUUGGAGAAGAAGGCGCCCUUAAUGGGCCAUGACCUUCCACCAGGUGAGCUGCCCUUCGACAUCUCGAAGCAUCCAGCAUGCCGCCAUGCCGAGAAGUCACUCAGCCGCUGGUCCGAGGACAUGGCCUUCUUCCGGGAGCGUGCGGCCAACGCUGCCCAGUACUCCUUGAAGAUGAAGAUGGGUGGUCAAUGGCCUUCGAUGGAUGCCUUGUCACAUCUACAGCAAGAGAUCAACCAUCUGAAGGACACGGAUGAAGCGGCCGUGGCAGAAGCCUUGUCAGUGCUUCUGAAAGCUGCGGGCUUUGUGGACGAUUCCAAGGGCGAGGCGCAGCGGAACGUGUGCGACGCGACGUGGCGUCCCCGACCUCGACGCGAUGCGGAAAGCCUUCGUUUCACUUUGCUACGCUACUGCGGACAAGAGCCCGAGAUCGCAGAGGGGCGGGUUCGGUUCACCGCAGAGGAGAUCGAUGAGACGGAGGCCUUUGGCGGCUUGGACUCCUGUUCGGGAGUGCGCUGCAACGGCGAUGGGCUGAUUGGACUGAAGACCUAUGAUUGGAAGCACCUGGGAGAGAAGAUGCAGGCGAAACUUCCACUGCUGGUGGCCAUCAUCAUGGGUCUUCAACACUCCUUGGCCAUGCUGGGUGGAAUCAUUACGCAGUACAUGAUCUCUGCCGCUUUGAUCGCCUCGGGCCUCUUGUCCUUGGUGCAGAUCUUGCGUUGGAAGCUCAUCGGCGGCUACACCCUCGGCACGGGCCUGAUCUCAGCGCCCUGGCGGAGCGUGGAACAGCAGCGGUCCUGCAGAUGGGAUGAAGUAGAAGACGUCAUGGGCGUGUCCUUUACAUUCCUGCCUAUUGCGCGGGAAGUCGUGGUCUCCGAGAUUGCCGCGGGAAACUCUGGAAAAGAUGCGUAUGGGAAGUUCUUGGGAACCUGCUUGGUGGCCUCCCUGACGGAAAUCUUCAUCUCCUUCGUGCCUCCGAGGAUCUUGAAGAAGCUCUUCCCACCGGUGGUGAGCGGCACCUGCGUGACCCUGAUCGGUGCUGGGCUGAUUGGCUCCGGCAUCAAGUACUGGGGAGGAGGUGUCUUCUGCGCCGAGAACGACAUGUCCCGCUCUGCCGCCUUCGGUGGACCGCAAAUGUGUAGCGGGAACGGCGAUGUGGUCUUGCCCUAUGGAGCUCCUGAAUACAUUGGUUUGGGCUUCAGUGUCAUGAUCUUUCUGAUCUUCAUCCAAGCCGUCGGAUCUCCCUUCCUGAAGAAUUGCUCUGUAGCCUUGGCUCUCUUCUUUGGAUACUUCUGCGCAGGGGUUGCCUUCAAGACUGAUGCCACCUCUGGUGCCCUGGCCUUUGUGAACACCAACAAGAUCGACGCUGCGGGGACCUUCACUUUUCUUUGGACCACCACCUUCAACAUCGGCUUCUAUCCUCCUGCCUUCCUUCCACUGGUCUUGGGUUUCGUGAUCACUUCCGUGGAAACCGUGGGUGACAUCCAAGCCACCUGCGACGUCUCGGGCUUGCCCUUGGAGGGCCCGGAUGCUGAUUCUCGUAUUCAAGGAGGUUUGCUGGCCGAUGGUUUGAACAGCAUCUUAGCCGUGCUCAUGACUUCGCCUCCGAACACCACCUUCUCCCAGAACAACGGAGUCAUCGCCAUCACCCGCUGUGCCUCCCGUGCUGCGGGUAUCGCCUGCUGCAUUUGGCUCAUUCUCUUCGGAUGCUUCGAGAAGUUUGGCGCCUGCAUCGCGUCCAUCCCCGACUGCGUCUUGGGAGGCAUGACCACCUUCUUGUUCGCCAACGUCUUCGUCUCUGGCAUCAACAUCGUCGGUGCGGGUGGUAUGGGCCGCCGCACACGCCACGCGGCGUUGAGGGAUGGACUGGGGAUGGACGAGAACCGACCACAUGUCCGACCCAUGAAAAGUGGAGAACCUGCAAAAAGCAACUUUAAGAUCGAUUAA